ACAAUAGACAUGUCACCAGAAAGACAGCCCAGCAACAACACUCAAAGACAGCAGCUCCUUAAGCUCAUCAUCCAACGAACCCAUCAACACCGCUUCCAACAAUUAAUCUCAAUACUUGUACCGUCCUUUGUCAUGAUGCGUUCCCCCAAGACACUUCCAGAGAUACCCUCUACUUGGCCAUCGGUCCUCGUCAACCCCAGCUAUGCUGAAUAUACCGGGGCCCAUAAGACAGAUAAAGGUUCGGAGGAGCUGUGCACCUGCGGCUGCGGUCAGGUACUGUCUUCUGAAACCAUACACAACAAUGGAUCGACAGGCGGCAGCGAUGUCUCUGGGCAGAAGAGUCCUUUGCAGCCACAACUGUCGGACCUUUACUAUCGGCUUGCUUCAUUCCUCGAGUGCCAGAUAUACAUGCACAACCAGACCCGGAACGAGCUAGUUCAGGUGGUCGCUGAGAGAGACAGGUACCAGAAAGGGUUCCAGAGACAAAACUACGACCUCACAAAUUGGGCGAAGACGUGUCACAAUCUGUACGAAACCUUGAACAGCUCCAGACAGGAGACUCGCAGAGUGGAGAAGCUGCUUGAAGAUGCACUCAACCGCGAGUUUGUCUUGGCGGCGGCAGUAGAUCAGCAGGACAAGCCAGUUGCAACGCAAAACGCGGGCGGCAGUGACAACACUUGGCGAGUUGAGAAACUGCUUGAAGACGCGCUCAACCGCGAAUUUGUUGCAGCAGGAGAUCAGGAUCAGCAUGUAGCGGGCAGUGAGGCUGUUGAGCAGGACAAUCGAUGGCAUUGCGCGUAUCUCGAAGAUGAGGAUCAAGACGAGGAUGAAGAUGAAGAAAUGUAA
Messenger RNA from Periconia digitata, 846 nucleotides. The record is from the annotation of a GenBank genome assembly. Lineage: Eukaryota; Fungi; Ascomycota; Dothideomycetes; Pleosporales; Periconiaceae.